CAGCACUGCAGCCGCCGGCAGAUCGAUAGCAAGCCUGUCUCAAGAAGAGAAAGGAAGGGUGACCUGUCGUUUCCUGCCUCACGCCUGCUGGGAAUUUGAGUCCCCUGCCAGAGCUCGUCGCCGCGUCCCCAGUGCCAGCCUCGGGGUGAGCGGCCUUUCCCCAAACGCCUGCUGGAAAUUUCCAGAGGCACUACAGCACUCCCGAAACAAAGGGCUGCUGUGCCUCCCCGCAGGCGCUUCAUUUUGGGAUCCAUUGCUCCUGGCAGGCACGUCAUGCUCUGCUUCACCGGCUGAAUUUAAGCCUCUUACGUGCUGCUCAGUUGGAGGGGUUCAUAUUAAGUGUCCAAAAUCAGAAUUAGUCCCAGCACCGUGAUUUUCCAUCAUGUCAGAACCUAUCACGCUCAAUGUUGGAGGAAAACUGUAUACCACCUCUCUGUCCACUCUGACUAGCUUUCCAGACUCCAUGCUGGGGGCCAUGUUUAGUGGGAAGAUCCCAACCAAGAAGGACAGCCAAGGCAACUGCUUUAUUGACAGAGAUGGCAAAAUCUUCCGCUAUAUCCUGAACUUUUUACGAACUUCUCACUUGGACCUCCCCGAAGAUUUUCAGGAAAUGGGCUUACUGCGGCGGGAAGUAGAUUUUUAUCAAAUUCAGCCCCUGAUUGAGGCCUUGCAGGAGAAGGAGGUGGAGCUUUCUAAAGCAGAGAAAAAUGCCAUGCUCAACAUCACCCUUGAUCAGAAGACCCAGACUGUUCACUUCACUGUCCGAGAAGCACCGCAGAUUUACAGCCUGUCUUCCUCCAACAUGGAAGUGUUCAGUGCUCAUAUCUUCUCCACGUCAUGCCUGUUCCUGAAGCUUCUUGGUUCCAAACUGUACUACUGUUUCAAUGGAAACCUUUCCUCAAUAUCCAGUUACCUGCAGGACCCCAACCACUUGACCUUAGAUUGGGUUGCGAGUGUGGAAGGCCUUCCCGAAGAGGAGUACACCAGGCAGAACUUGAAGAGACUCUGGGUGGUGCCAGAUAAUAAGCAAAUCAAUAGUUUCCAGGUGUUUGUGGAAGAAGUGCUGAAAAUAGCCAUGAGUGAUGGCUUCUGCAUAGAUUCUGCUCAUCCACAUACUUCAGAUUUCAUGAAUAAUAAGAUUAUUCGCCUAAUUCGGUACAAGUAGGAAUGGCUGUUUGUGGUGCUAGCAUGGAGAUAACACAGGUUAAGUGUUUCCCUUUAAAACACACUUACAGCCUAAUUCAGAAUCAUGCUUAUCUGUAUUAAGAGUCACUAACAAGGAGAUGAUUUUCCUUUAAUGUACUUACCAGUACGACCUUUCAGAAUAUGUCCAUAUUCCAGACAGAAGUAAUAUUGUCUAGCACCUGAAUUAUGGACUGGCUCUGUCUCUGCCUCUGACCAGCCAUACAGUUCUGGGGAAAAUCACUUAACUUCUGUCCUCUCUGCAUUUUCCAGUUGGAAAAUGAGUGAUCCUUGACCUGCAUUGCCAGGGGAUGACAGGGUUCCGUAACCAUGGUUUGGAACGUAUCUGAAGAAUGGAUGCAGUGAAAGAUACCAUGGAGCUGCAGUGCAGCAAACAGCCCUGGGAGCACAUUUGCCAUGUCCUGCUGACCUGUGCAGAGCAUUCAAGAAACUUGUUUGGACCUGCAGAGAAGAAGCUUUCCCACCUGCACUCAAUGCAGCUGUAAAGGAUGGUGGAAGUUGAAAAUGAGUGAGGGAUCCCGUCUCUUUGGGUUCAACAAAGGAUUUCUGUCACCCUGUGAAGCUGGCUUGGGUUUUUUUCUAAACCCUGUGAGGAAGCCCCUGCUUUAUUCUGCUUUCAGGGAAGCCGUGUUGGAAUAAUGUGACUGGCAAGGAAGCCAUAGAAGAGAGAAUGGCGCUAUUACAAACUAAGAAGAUUAAACUUUUACAUUCCAAAGGCAUCCGAGACAACUAGUCGUUUUCUUUCUCUAACAAUGUUAAUAUUUGUCUGGAGGAUGCUGCUGGAACUUUUUAAGGUGAAGACAGAUUUUGGGGCAGAGCGCCCCAAAUGUCUUCUAACAUUUCAGCCUCUUUUGGGCAUAUGUCCCUUCAGCAGUGCCUGGAAUGCAUGGGAUGCUUUCUAGGUAGAAUGAAUUUCAUUUGAAAAGACAACAUUCUCACCAAGUUACACCUAAUAUUUUUCAUUGCAAAAACAGAGGGUCAUUUUUCCUAUCCUGGUUUAUUGAGCCUUUUUUUGUUUAAUAUCUUUGUGAAAUGGUCAGGGUCACUAAAAGAAUUUUACCUGCUUGCUUGGCUUCAGUGUCUGCUUGCCAGAGGGAAGGCAGUGGGAAACCAGAGGUCAAAUUCUUCCCUGCACACCUGGUCUGUGCUGUAAUGAUAACUCACUAGCUGCAUGCUGUCUCUAAACAUCAUUUGUGCCACAUUCAAGAUGGUUCUUUCUCAGCUAAUUAUGUUUAAAAGUAUCUUAACUGUAUUUCCCUAACCAGAUUGCUGUGAGUGCAUGAGAGGCCCUCUGGAACGUAUUCAGGUAUCUUUAAUGAGAUAGAAGGGAAAAUGCAGUAACUAAGUUUUGCAUUUAGUUUUAGUGCUUCCAAAGGUUUCUGGCACAGGACUGCAAAGCUCAGUACUGUGCAUGUUCUUGUUUCCCAAAGUAACUACUCUGUUGUUACAUUAAGCUGACCUGUGAACAAGCAUAAAGAAGCUUUUUUUCUUGUAAAAAACCAGUGUGAUCAAUAUAUUUCUACUGUCCCAAACUGUGACUGCAUGAACAACACAAAUCAGCAUGCUGGUGGGUAAAAUGCACAUUCUGCAGUUGUUACAAACCACUGCCCUUUGUCUGACUUGGUGCUAAACCAGCAUGAUAUACAUGGGACCACGUUGUCAGAAAGCACUGAUUGGGCUUGAAGCCCUCAGAACCACUAAACGUGGCACAUUUUGUGUAUUUUGAGGAUUGUAAACAGGAUUUUGUGACCAAAUUCCAGUUUGAGUCACCAUGUUCUUCUAUAUUUAGUUGCAUUAGGAAGAAUUCUUUUUUUUUUUUCCCAUCCCAGUCCUGAAUUACAAAGCAUGAGUUUGCCAGUCAGUUGGCAAAGGGAUGAUCUGUGCUGGUAAUAAGAUUAUGAUCAGUAAAAUGAACCCUCUUUCAUCAAAUCUGUAACUUGAAACAGAUAUGCUGUUGCUGAAUUUAUGAUAACAGAGAUUUUGGGGACUGUUGACAAUAUUUCUUUUUAACCCACACCCUCGAGAGUAGAUUUUAAAUGAUCUGUAACCGGAGCUCUUGUAUGUCAUGACUAAAAUAAUACCAGUAAGAAUUUGUUUUCUGUCAGCUUGAGUUUAUCCAAAGGUAAGAGCAGUGGGCUUAGAUCUCAUUUGGAAGGGUGGUGGGGGGAAAGUCUGACCUAUACCCUUUAGAGCUCUGGAUCAGUACUGCUCCAGUCUGGUUCAGCAAAAUAAAAUAUUCCAUGGGAGAGUUGAAUCAUUACUGCAUUUUUCUGUGAAAGACAAGUAAGAGGAGUCACCUGGAGUGCUUUAACCCAUCAGUUGUUAUGCAGAAGAUGAACAAAUUGAAUACACACUGGUUUGUGCUUAUGCAACUAAGUCAGUAAAAGGUACAGCUGGCCCCAGAUACUGUCAUUUAUUAAUAGACAGUGAGGUGCAAAAUAUCUCUCUUUUAUAUAUAUAGAUAGAUGCAAGAUUUCCAACCAGUAUAAAGACAUGAGUGAAGUCACGCUUUGGGAGGAACAGAAAAACUUGAGUUUCCUCAAACUUGCUAAGCACAAUAAACAUCCUUACGUAUGAGGCACUAUUUAUACUGGAAAUGGGCGUAAGUGAAUCACUUGUGAUUGCAGUCAAACAUAUGUUCUACAAAGGCAGCUAUUUCAAACUCCACACUAAGUUCAAUUUAUAGCUGCUCCCGAGUUCUGCAGUCUGUGAGUUACGAUAUAAUGACUGUUUAUAGGAACGUUCUCUCUCCAGAGUAUUUGUUUGCAUCUUAUCUGAAUAGCUGUUUUUUAUUUAACUACUUUUUCUGAGCCCUGGAGGUGUAACUUGCUUUUGUUUACCAGUCAACAGCACUGAUAAUGAGUCUUCUCAAGAGUUUUCCUGAAUUACAGAGAAACAAAGAUGCACAAAGCCAUACUAAGUAUAGCACAACCCCAUCACUAGUCAUGAAAAGCACUCGGAAUUUAUUAGCAGAUUUAUAUAUCUAAAAAUUAUUUCACUGCUGAGCGGAAUAUUCACUUUCAGAACAAAGUUUUUUUUCCUGGAAAGGAUCUAAUGACAUUUUCUUCCCUUAAAGUUUUGUGUCUGUUUUCUUCUACAUCUUGGUGCAUAACUCCUGAUUCUGUCAUAUGCCUGUCUCCCUCAAUACCUUAGUGUACAAAAUGAGGCCAAGCCCUGCAAUUUUUUUUUAUAAUGCCCCCCCCUCCUUUUUUUUUUCCGUAAAUGACCGCUGAAUAGAGUGUUCAGUAGUGUUAGAGGAGAAUAAUACAAGAGUUAGGGCAGAUGAUAAACAAGAUUUUAGCUGUAGUCUAAUGGCAUUCUCAGAUCUGGACAUGUGCAUAGCACAGUGGUAUUAUAGCAAAAAGACUAUAAUGAAACAUCUUAAUAGACUCCAGAAAGAAUCACUUGUGGAUUUCUUUAAACGUUUUUAGGCUUGAUAUGUCUUAAGUAUCUAACAAUGCCCAGUUACAAUAAUGAGACUAAAACUGUAUGUAAAUAAUAAGAGAUACUUGGUUUAUACAGCUGUUAAAGGCUGGGAGGAGUUGAUGGGAGGAGUGUUUAUUUCUGCAGGCAGUGGUAAAGAAAUAAAAGAAGUAGUUGUAAAAAGUUAGAUCUGAAAGAAUUCACAUUAACAAGAAAUCCAGGAUUUAGAAGGGAGAGAAUAAAAAUAUCUUGAUGUGUUCAAGAAAAAAACCCAGCAAGAUAACAAUGGAGACAAAGAUUUUGCUACAAGAGUCUGUGAUUGGAAUGAUUCACUGGUCCUUUCCAGUUUUAAUCUCCUAUUAUGCAUUUUAAAUAUGAGUCAUGCCAAGACUUAUGCUAGUAGCUUCUUGGGAGCAGGAAGCUUUGCUUCAAUUUGCAUGUGCCUCAAAUCACCAGACAUUUGCACUGCUGUACUUAGAACUUUAUAACUGGGUUGUUGAGUAUAAAUUGCUGCUCGAGUUCACUGGCAGCAAAUAUCUGCAGUCAAUCAGAUUCACUCCCAGGAAUAAAAAGCAAGGUGGAAAGGCUGGUGGAGUCCGUAAGUAAGGUUGGUGGAAGUGAUAAAUACUGCCUUCAGCCACAGACUAUGGAAAAUUAGUGUAGGAUCUUCUGAUACUUCACAAAUUAAUGGAGAAGUUAUGAAGAAGACUCCUCUGGGCAGUUUUAUUUUCACCCCAUCCUGUAGAACUUGGUGUCACUGCUCAGAAUUUCAGUGUAUUUUGAAACAUACAUCUUCCAUUCUGCAUCCACAUGCUGAUGGACACAAACAUGCAGGGUACAAGCAGUGCUAAUAUGGGGCCCUCCCAGUAUCAGUCUCAUAGGUGAAUUAGUACAGGCAGUCACCGAUAGUCUGUGCAAUUGUGUAUAAAUAUCUAGAUCAAGCUCACAGGUUCACUUGGGAAUAACACAAGGAAAGUUUUCCCUGUCAAUUCAGAAAAAAAAAAGCACUAUAGGGGAGGGCUACAUCUAAUAAUUUCUAUUCUCCUCGUUGUCUUGGCAUUCCCCUCAGUAUUUUCAUGCUCUAACUCCUAAUUGCAGGAUUUUCCCAUUGAUCAGAAUUUGGACCCCAGCUCACCAAAAGCCAUGCUUUUGAAUCAAUACUGUUUGAAGUGUGAGAAGAUGGUCUUUAUUGCUUACCACCGUCACAGAGGGCCUGUAGGGCUAUGGUAUUUUAAAAAUUAGAUUGCAUUCCUCUACUUGCAACUCUUUCUGUGAACUGUUACAAAUAUGUACUUUAGAAAGCAGCAAAUAAAAUGUGAAUGAAGCAGGA
Molecule: messenger RNA, 5956 nt
Organism: Catharus ustulatus (Swainson's thrush)
Lineage: Eukaryota; Metazoa; Chordata; Aves; Passeriformes; Turdidae
Gene: KCTD21
Product: potassium channel tetramerization domain containing 21
Exons: 2
Coding region: 383-1165 (260 amino acids)
Biological process (GO): protein homooligomerization; ubiquitin-dependent protein catabolic process
Molecular function (GO): histone deacetylase binding; cullin family protein binding
Source: RefSeq, a predicted model, not a curated record